AUGUCAACAAAUACAACCAACCCGAUUUUGAACAUGGCACAUUAUUCCCUCGAUGACAAAUACGAAGGAUGCCUGGCAAGCAUGCGGAGCCAUCUAAAGUCUCUCAUUCAAAGAGAGCUGAAUACCUCUGAGAUAUAUAGUGAAGCAUGGGAGACAGCCUUGUUUAAUUGGCAGGCCAACCAGUCCUGGUUAUACCCUCGGAAUAUGGAAGAGCUCUCUGAAGUGGCUAUCUGGGCAUACACACUAGAACACCCUCCACUCUAUAGGGAGUUCAGUGCUGCCACCCACACAGCAGGAAAAGGGCCUAAGGAAUAUGAGGACUACCCUUUCAAGUCCCUGCAUUUCCUCUUAACCCAUGCAACCAUGUCAUUCCGACCAACGGACCUCAAAUGUGUUGAGGUCUACAGGGGCGUCAGUGUGGAGUUUUCUGUCAAUGGCCUUUUCAGGUUUGGGCAGUUCACAUCCACAUCAGAGAACUUGGCACAGGACGAAAAGUUUGAGAUGGUAACCUUUUUCAAGUUGUUCACCUGCAAGGGGAUUGAGAUAAGUGAGAUGUCCUUAUAUCAAGAAGAGGAGGAAGUGUUGGUCCCUCCCUAUGAAAUGUUCAAGGUCACCUUGGCUGAAGACACCUCGAAUGGCAAGACUGUACAAGCCAAGUCUGUGGGGACUUGCAGCUACCACAACUGUGCUUUUGUGGGGCAAGGUACACGCAUGAGUCAGAAUUAA
Rhineura floridana is the source of this 726-nucleotide messenger RNA. RefSeq names its product erythroblast NAD(P)(+)--arginine ADP-ribosyltransferase-like. Bases 1 to 726 code for a protein of 241 amino acids. NCBI's taxonomy places the organism in Eukaryota, Metazoa, Chordata, Lepidosauria, Squamata, Rhineuridae. Gene Ontology annotation, molecular function: NAD+-protein-arginine ADP-ribosyltransferase activity; NAD+ poly-ADP-ribosyltransferase activity. The record is from RefSeq and is a predicted model, not a curated record. The transcript has 2 exons.